Camelina sativa (false flax) is the source of this 776-nucleotide messenger RNA. RefSeq lists its product as uncharacterized. Gene Ontology annotation, cellular component: chloroplast. The record is from RefSeq and is a predicted model, not a curated record. Lineage: Eukaryota; Viridiplantae; Streptophyta; Magnoliopsida; Brassicales; Brassicaceae.
UGUAUACAAGUUUUGGGGUUUGUGGCCAAUAUCAUCUUCUCGGGGGACUCUCUCUCUCUCUCUCUCUCUCUCUCUCUCUGCUUUGCGCUGCUCUUUUAGGCUCACAUAGGAAAGAGAGAUGGCGAAUUCCAUUUCAUCAAUAUCUCUGCCGCGAUCUUUCGUCUUCAACAAUGGUUGUCAGAAAUCAAGGCCAUGGCCGAGCUCGAGCAGUCUCAUCCUCAACAACUCAUCAAAUCAUCACACACUACUCUCUCUUUCUUCUUCGCCGGCCUCCGUCGUAGAAACUGGUGGUGACAACGACGACGGCGACCUCACUUUCAGUGGUUGCAGAGUGUGUGGGAAAGAGGAGAAAGAGAGUGGCUGUAACGGUGACGGACGGAUUCAAGGUGGCAUUGCAACUUUCCCUGGUUUCGGUUGGUGGCCCAUUAAGGCUUACCGGCCUUGUCCCGCGUUUGUCGAGUCCGGAGGUAGAUACCGCCGCUUAGGACAGAGCAUGGACGAGGUUGCAUUUGGUCGUGGUGGUGGUGACUCUAAAUCCGACACCACUGAUCCGCCACCGAUUAGUAAAAAAAAGCCAACAAGUUCUUCUACCAAGUUCAACAAGUGAGAUACAUCAUCAUAUUUCUCCAAAAAAAAAAAAAAAAACGUUUUUUUGUUGGAAUAUGUGUAAUAGUACAUUCGUUGGGCCUAAACAUAUUAUCGGCCCAUUUAUAAUCUGACGGCCCAGUAGUUAAAAACCCCCUUUAAAACGUUAAUGAGAGGAUUCUUCUCAUUCU